CUGGUGUUGGACAACCUGGUUACCCUGAGUGUGAUCGUGGCAGUUUUCUAAGGCCAUCUCAGGCUUCUUGCUGUCUGUGGCCCGAUACGAACAUUAGUGAAAAUUAGAUCUACUCGUUUUAGUUGCAUAUUUUAUAUUUGUUUCUUCUCUCUUUCCUCAUUCAAAGAUACAAAUUUAUUUUAUUUAAAGAUAGAAAAUGCAAGAAAGUAUAAGUAUGAAUACAUCUACUAUCAAACGGCUGCAUUUUGUGACUAUAUUAUUUGACACAUAAUCUUAUGGUUGUUUACAUACAACGUGUUUGAUGAAAUCCAAAUAAAUUAAUAAAUAUGUCAGAACAUGUGGAACUGCAGCAUCUAGUGGAUGCUGAUGUGGAAAAUAACACAACAAAUCAUAAAAGAAAAUUUUUUACUCUACUGUGUAAAUCAUGUCCCUAUAUGGGUCUAGUAUUAGCGACGCUGUCGUCUCUGUUCUUCUCACUAUGUAGUGUAAUCGUUAAGAGCUUAGUGGAGAUAAAUCCAACAGAAAUGGCAAUCUUCAGAUUCUUUGGGGUAUUAUUACCAGCUAUACCAAUUGUUAUUUAUAAAGGUGAACAUCCUUUUCCAAAAGGACAUAGACUAAUACUUAUUCUGAGGAGUUUUAUUGGUACAACAGGACUUAUGUUAAGUUUCUACGCAUUUAGACAUAUGCCGUUGGCCGAUGCUUCGGUUAUUGUAUUUUCUGUUCCUGUAUUUGUAGCAAUAUUUGCACGGGUAUUUUUGAAAGAACCUUGUGGAUUAUUUAACGUUGUUACUGUAUGUUUAACAUUGAUUGGUGUGAUAUUGAUAACACGACCGUCAUUAAUUUUUGGUCAUACCAUAGAAUCUCUCUCAGAUGGUCAAGUUAAGUCGGAACAUGCAGAUUUAUGGGGCGCUAUGGCUGCUUUCUCAGCUACUUUAUUUGGUGCAAAUGCAUAUGUUUUACUACGUGCGUUAAAAGGUCUUCAUUUCUCUGUUAUAAUGACAAAUUUUGGUUCAUUUGCUUUAAUUCAAACUACGCUUAUAUCAUGGGCAAUUGGUGCAUUAUGUAUGCCACAUUGUGGGUCAGAUAGAGUUUUAGUUGUUGCACUCGCACUGUUUAGUUUUGCAGGUCAAAUCUUAUUAACUUUAGCUCUUCAGAUCGAACAAGCUGGUCCAGUGGCCAUUGCAAGAUCUACAGAUAUUGUUUUUGCGUUUUUUUGGCAAGUAUUAUUUUUUAAUGAAAUACCAAAUAGAUAUUCUGUAGGCGGGGCUGUACUAGUCACUAGCUCAGUUUUGUUAACAGGCUUAAGAAAAUGGGCUCUCUCAUUACCGGAAACGUCAAAUAUAAAAAAAUCUCUUGGAAUCUUAAUGAUAUAAAUAAUGACUUUUUUAUUUAGAGAAGAAAGGAACUAAAGUAGACUACAAUAAAAAAGAUGCCCAAGAAGUAAUUAUAUAUGAAAAAUAUUGUUACGAGUGAUAGCAAUUUAAACGUUUGCUUUGUGAAUUUAUAUGUAAACGUAUUCUAGAUCUAUUAGUUCUGUUAUUAAAAAAUUCCAAUGAUUAUUUGAAAAUUAUAAUAUUAAA
Molecule: messenger RNA, 1580 nt
Organism: Mycetomoellerius zeteki
Lineage: Eukaryota; Metazoa; Arthropoda; Insecta; Hymenoptera; Formicidae
Product: solute carrier family 35 member G1
Exons: 3
Coding region: 327-1373 (348 amino acids)
Cellular component (GO): membrane
Source: RefSeq, a predicted model, not a curated record